Molecule: messenger RNA, 1275 nt
Organism: Brachypodium distachyon (stiff brome)
Lineage: Eukaryota; Viridiplantae; Streptophyta; Magnoliopsida; Poales; Poaceae
Exons: 1
Coding region: 1-1275 (424 amino acids)
Molecular function (GO): protein binding
Source: RefSeq, a predicted model, not a curated record
AUGACGCGGCGACCAUCUCCUAGGACAAGCCUCCCGGCCAAGGCGUCGCAGCCAGCUCGUCGGAGAAGCCGAAGGCUGCAGGUCGACUGGAGAGCCCUGCCGAAGGAUCUGGUUGAGUUCAUCGCCGGGAAGCUCCCGUCGGCCCGCGACGCUUGCGCCUUCCGGGUUGUCUGCCGCGCCUGGUACUUCGCGCUAUCGUUCGCGAAGACCGUUGCGCCGGUCCUGCUGCUCCCAUUCAACCCCUACUCCACGGAGGACGCCGCGACAUUCUACAGAAUGACGGCCGACAAGGGCGACGGGAAGUUCUUCACCAGGAACGGCCUCUCGGAGCUCCGUGGAAAGGUGAUGUGCGGAUCGUCACGAGGGUGGCUUGCUCUGGCCGACGAGGUGGCGAACGUGAAGCUGCUGAAUCCGUUCAACGGCGCCACGGCCGACCUGCCGCCGGGCGACGAGCGCGUCGCGGCGGCGUCCUGGAGAGCCGUCUCUAUGGUGGUGGAGGCCGACGGCGGGCGACGGCGGUGGCUCCGGCGUUACCCCGACGGCAGCGACCAUCCCGUGGGCCUAAACAGCAUCCCGGACGUCUUCUUCCGGGAGAUCGUCCUUUCCUCCCAUCCUGGCUCCGGCCGCUGCGUGGCCAUGGCGGUUCUCGCGUUCUCGUCGACCGUCGCGUUCUGCCGCGUCGGGGUCGAUCAUUCCUGGAAACUGCUCCACACCAAGAUGAUUUGCCGCAUCGGCUCCGUCAUCUACUGUCCGGGCCGCAACAGGUUCCUGGCAAUCGGCACCGGAGGGGUCUCCAUCUGCCACGUCUCCGGUAGAACUCCCACGGCAAGGCCGGUGCCUUCAUUGACUGAUCGGUUGCCCCGACAGAUCAUCCCCCGCAGCUACCUACAAUUGGACGGCGAGCUUCAUCUCGUCGGUACCGUCAGUGCGACGGGCUCCACCUACUGCUACAAGUGUAAUGUCUUCGCCCGGACGCCCGCGUGGUCCAGGGUCAGGAACUCUCCCGAUAUGACAUUGUUCGUGUCAAAUAAGUUCACGGUGGGCACCGGCGGAGCAAGCGUCUCUGGCUUCAAGAAGGACUCCAUAUACUUCCCGGAGCAUAUCAAUAGAUACUACGCGGCACCUGCAGGCCGCCGCCGCCACCAUGAACUGGAGAUCAUUAAUAUUACCGAAGGCACGUCAGAGUUGCAAGCUUACCGCGAGAAGAGUCCAGGUUCUUCGGAUGCUCUUUGCUGGAUUCAACCCAAUCCAUGGGCAAGGUACGUACGUGACUGA